AAUGUCUUACUGGGGAUUUUCAGGGAGACCUUGAUGAUGUGACAAAAGUCGCAUCUUCUGGUCUAGAUGUAUACGCCCAUAACAUUGAAACAGUUGAAGCUUUGACUCCAUAUGUAAGAGAUCGAAGAGCGACAUUUAAACAAAGCUUAAAUGUACUAGAACAUGUAAAAAAAAUACAACCAAGUUUGAUUACGAAAACUAGCAUAAUGCUUGGUGUUGGCGAAACAGAUGAGGAAGUUCUAGAUGCGAUGAAAGAAUUACGUAAGAUUCAUGUUGAUUGCGUUACUUUGGGUCAAUAUAUGAGACCCACAAAAAGGCAUAUGAAAGUUCACGAGUACGUUAAACCCGAAAAAUUUGAUUAUUGGGCUAAAGUUGGUGAUGAUUUGGGAUUUUUAUAUACUGCGUCAGGACCUCUAGUGAGAAGUAGUUAUAAGGCGGGUGAAUUUUACAUUGGAAAUAUUCUGAGAAAAAGAAAACUUGAAGUAUGA
This is a messenger RNA of Funneliformis caledonium, 488 nucleotides long. NCBI's taxonomy places the organism in Eukaryota, Fungi, Glomeromycota, Glomeromycetes, Glomerales, Glomeraceae. The record is from the annotation of a GenBank genome assembly.